Messenger RNA from Pseudoliparis swirei, 473 nucleotides. RefSeq names its product SEC61 translocon subunit gamma (gene sec61g). Bases 121 to 327 code for a protein of 68 amino acids. Gene Ontology annotation, molecular function: transmembrane protein transporter activity. The record is from RefSeq and is a predicted model, not a curated record. Gene Ontology annotation, biological process: post-translational protein targeting to membrane, translocation; protein targeting. Lineage: Eukaryota; Metazoa; Chordata; Actinopteri; Perciformes; Liparidae. The transcript is spliced from 4 exons. Gene Ontology annotation, cellular component: Ssh1 translocon complex; membrane.
CGCAUGCGCGAGUAAAGUAUACGUCAGCCCUUCUUCCUGCCGAGUAGCCCAAACGCGACGUGUCCCUCAUUCCUCUGACUGUCUUGUCGUCCCAUCGACCUCAGAAACAGCUCGACCGCCAUGGACCAGGUGAUGCAGUUCGUUGAGCCCAGCCGGCAGUUCGUCAAAGACUCCAUAAGACUCGUGAAGAGAUGCACUAAACCCGACAGGAAAGAAUUCCAGAAGAUUGCCAUGGCCACAGCAAUCGGGUUUGCCAUCAUGGGUUUCAUUGGUUUCUUUGUCAAGCUCAUUCACAUCCCCAUCAACAACAUCAUCGUUGGUGGUUAGGUCCUGGUCCAGAAGAAAAACAAACGUCAACACCCGGUGGCAGGAGACAGUGGUGCAAAGUGUGAUGGGGAUGGAAGGGAUGGCAUUUUUACAUUUUGGGCACAACAUUUAUAUUUCGAUGUGUAAAUAAAACAGAUGAAAACAGA